This is a messenger RNA of Sesamum indicum (sesame), 2544 nucleotides long. Its product is annotated as protein PSK SIMULATOR 2. The record is from RefSeq and is a predicted model, not a curated record. Gene Ontology annotation, biological process: positive regulation of growth. NCBI's taxonomy places the organism in Eukaryota, Viridiplantae, Streptophyta, Magnoliopsida, Lamiales, Pedaliaceae.
AGGGGCAGAAUAGUCAACCAAAUCCUCCGACGACUGACAGCAACCACCGCCGGGGGUCUGACUCCGUAGCAGUAGUAGCUCCAUACAAUAAAUUUUUCCACUUGUUUUGCAAAUUUGACAAAGGAAAAAACGAAAGAAAAGAUUUUUAUUUUUGUGGGAAACAAAAGAGAAAGUCAAGAGUUCACUGCUGCUGACCCGUAUUCCGUGUCCUUUUUCUUGGGCAAUUUUUUUUUCUUUUUCCGGGUUCAUUAAAUUCAAUGAAUUCCAUUUAGUUUAAUGAAAUCUGAUCCAAUCCCAAUCUCUAAUCAGAUUUGCUGCGCCCAUUUCACGCGGUUUUAGUGCCAUUUUGCCAGUUAGUAUACUCUCUUCUUUCUUUCCCGUUUCUCUGACCAUUUCUGGACAGGUUUUGUUUCUUCUUUUUUGUAUGUGAAUAGGUGUGGAUUUGUGUAUACAAUGGGAGGGGUUUGUUCAGGAGGAACUGUAAAGAAAAGUAGGAAAUCAGUGGAGGUUGAGCAUGAGAAGAGUUCUGGGUUUUCAGGGAAGCUGAAGUCCAUGGGGAGUUUCGGUAAGAAGAAGAACAAUGAUGAUUCUUACACAUACCAUGAUGAAAUUGAUGUUUUUGAGAAGGGCCCGCAUAAUAAUUUGUAUGAUUCCGGUGAGCUCAACCUGUCGAUUUCCCGUGAAUUGAAGCCAUCAACGCCAGCCAGAACACCAGCCAAUAAGGCACCUCAAACGACAUCUUUUCUUGGAAAGGCGGGUAUAGUAGGGCUAGAGAAAGCAGUGGAAGUUCUAGAUACUCUAGGCAGCAGCAUGACAAAUUUGAAUUCUGGUGGAUUUACGACUGGAGUGACGUCUAGGGGAAAUAAAAUUUCUAUACUUGCAUUCGAAGUUGCCAAUACCAUAGCCAAAGGCGCAAACUUGUUGCAGUCUCUAUCUGAAGAAAAUGUCCAGUUUCUAAAAAAGGAAAUCUUGAAUUCAGAAGGAGUGCGACAGCUGGUUUCGACAGAUAUGGAUGAGCUCCUCAGGAUUGCAGCUGCUGACAAAAGGGAUGAAUUUGAUGUUUUCUCUCGCGAGGUAAUUAGAUUUGGAAAUCUGUGUAAAGACCCACAAUGGCACAAUCUAGAUAGAUUUUUUUCUAAGUUGGACUCAGAUCCCGAAGUUAAUAAACAGCCAAGAGAAGAGGCAGAAAUGACUAUGCAAGAACUGACCACUUUGGCCCAACAUACCUCUGAAUUGUAUCAUGAGUUGCAUGCUUUGGACAGAUUUGAGCAAGAUUAUCAGCGGAAGCUAGAGGAAGUAGAUUCAUUGCACCUUCCUCGAAAAGGAGAGUCUCUCGCAAUGUUACAAAGUGAGCUAAAACAUCAACGCAAACUUGUAAGGAGCUUGAAAAAGAAAUCUCUUUGGUCUAAAAGUUUGGAGCAGAUUGUGGAGAAACUUGUUGACAUAGUCACCUUCAUUCAUCAAGAAAUUUCAGAUGUGUUCGGAAGUAAUGGGUUGCAGCCACCCGGAAAGGUUUCUGCUAAUAAACCAGAAAGACUAGGUGUUGCCGGUCUCGCUUUACAUUAUGCUAACAUAAUCACUCAAAUCGAUAACGUUGCUUCACGCCCAACUUCUCUUCCUCCGAGCAUGAGAGAUACAUUGUACAAUGGUUUGCCACCAACUGUCAAGGCUGCCCUUCGCUCCCGACUACAGACCGACGAGAAGGAAGAGCUGACAGUACCUCAAAUCAAAGCUGAAAUGGAAAAAUCUCUGCAGUGGCUCGUCCCGGUAGCAACAGACACUACUAAGGCACAUCAAGGGUUCGGAUGGGUCGGAGAGUGGGCCAACACAGGUAAUGAAUUCGGCAAGAAAACAAGCUCGCAAAACAACUUGAUCCGCUUGCAGACCCUCUACCAUGCUGACAAGCGCAAGGUUGAGUCUUGGAUUCUUGAGCUUGUAACUUUGCUUCACCGUCUCAUAAGCCUCGUACGAUACAGAGACAACGGACUCAAAGCUCAACCAGCACGUUCCCCAACUAACAAAGGAUCAAACGGCAUUUCUGAAACAUUAAGCAGGAGCAACAACGGCAGAAUGCAUGGAACCCAGCUCUCAUCCGAGGACAGAGAUCUUCUGGAAGAUGUCAUGAAAAGAAGGAAGUUCGUUCCGGGACUUAGCAAAAGCCAAGAAUUUGUGAUGGCAAAGAAGAAGAAGAAUAAGAUUUUUGCAUUGAGUAGGAGCACUGGUAGCUCCCCUCGACGAGGAAUGAAACAUCAACAGGGCGAUGUUCUGGAUAUAUUAGACGGUCUAGAUUCGUCGUUUGCAGUUCCCAGGUGAGAUCUCAGAUGAAGUGCUUAUUCUUUUAUUUGAUUCAGCUCAAAGUAUAUGAAUUUCGGGGCCUAGUGUAUAUAGCCUGAUGACUGUUGUAUAUUUUUUUGGAACAACAUAGCCAUACCGUAAGUAAUAUGCUAUCGCGUGUUAUUUUUAUAUAUUAAAAAUUUUGUAUCUGGAGGAAAAUUCUGCGUUUUAUGGAAAGUCGUCGUCCCGACUCCACUCUUUGAUGGAAAA